Messenger RNA from Physeter macrocephalus (sperm whale), 2092 nucleotides. RefSeq names its product tektin 2 (gene TEKT2). Gene Ontology annotation, biological process: cilium assembly; cilium movement involved in cell motility. The record is from RefSeq and is a predicted model, not a curated record. Gene Ontology annotation, cellular component: microtubule cytoskeleton; nucleus. The coding region runs from base 820 to 1968 and encodes 382 amino acids. Lineage: Eukaryota; Metazoa; Chordata; Mammalia; Artiodactyla; Physeteridae. The transcript has 9 exons.
ACAGGGGUGGGGAGUUGCUCACCCCGUCCCGCUCCUUUCUCUGCGCCGGGGUAUUAAUUUCAGCUGAAGAUGAUUAUCCUGGGAGGGGAAGGGAAGGAUUGGGCUGGGAACUAGGCAGACCGCAGCUCCUCCCGCUGGGGCCCCUCACACACCCGCUCCUCCUCCUCCAGCAGAGGGCGGAGGGAGGGAAUGUGACCCAGGUGGGGAGGGGACCAGCCCCCCACCCCCAAUUCCCUAGUGCCAAUUCGAAGCCCCUUCAAAACAAGCCCGUCCUCUCUGGAUGAGGACAGGGCUUCUUCUCUUAGAUCCCGCAGGGCCCUAGCCCAAAGCUGGGGCAGGGAAAGCAAAGAAAGUUCCACAGGACUUGGUUACUGGAAGUAGUGGUGGAAACUGGAUUAAGGGCUAUUUUUCCAGCUACCUGCCCACCCGCCUCCGCCAGCCCCGCCGAGCACUUGGCACCACACAUGCACACGCACAUGCACACACACACACACGCGUGCACACACACCGAGGAACCCCAUUAUCCCGUUUCACCUGCUCCAGGACCUGUAGGGUCCAGCAGUUUGUGUCUGUGGAUGGAUGGGUGGGAGGAAACUUAGUUAAUGCCUCACACGAAGUUGAGUGUAGGGAGAGCUGUUUCCAAGCAGGCUUCCAGCAGGAAGGGACCUGGAGCAAAACGGACAGGAGCACAUCCUUUGGAGGGGCUUUGAUCCAGGAGAGGCUUUCCUCAGUGGUCUCCUGCAGCCUUGUUUGCCCCCUCCAUCAGAGGUGGGUGUCUUGGAACAGGCCAGGGGUCCCUGAGCCUUCGGCUCCUGCACCAUGGCCACGCUGAGUGUCAAGCCCAGUCCACGCUUCCGGUUGCCGGACUGGCACACCAACAGCUACCUGUUGUCCACUAACGCUGAGCGGCAGCGAGAUGCCUCACACCAGAUCCGCCAGGAGGCCCGGGUCCUCUGCAAUGAGACCAACAACCAGACCAUUUGGGACGAACAUGACAAUAGGACUCGACUGGCAGAGAGGAUUGAUACUGUCAGCUGGUGGAAGGAGAUGCUGGACAAGUGUCUGACGGAUUUAGAUGCUGAGAUCGACGCCCUGACACAGAUGAAAGAGUCAGCAGAGCAAAACCUGCAGGCCAAGAACCUGCCUCUGGAUGUGGCGAUUGAGUGCCUGACCCUGCGGGAGAGUCGGCGUGACAUUGAUGUGGUGAAGGACCCCGUGGAGGAAGAGCUGCACAAAGAGGUAGAGGUCACUGAAGCCACCAAGAAGGCCUUGCAACAGAAGAUCAGCCAGGCCUUUGAGAAGCUCUGCCUCCUGCAGGAAGUCCGACAGCAGCUCAACUCUGACCAUCGGGGCAAAAUGGAGACACUGGACAUUGACAGAGGCUGCUUCUCUCUCAACCUCAAGUCCCCGAACAUCUCUCUGAAGAUUAAUCCCACACGUGUCCCCAACGGCUCCACCACACUCCAGCAGUGGGAUGACUGCAGUCAGUUCAACAAGAACCAAGCAGAGGCUGAGAUGAAAGGGGCCAUAGAGCUGAGGGAGGCCAUCGCCCUAACUAUUGCCAAGACCAACAACGAACUGGAAGCCCAGAGGGUUGCAACGGAAUUUGCCUUUAGGAAGCGGCUGUGGGAGAUGGAGAAAGUGUACAGUGAGCUCAAGUGGCAAGAGAAGAAUACCUUGGAGGAGAUUGCCGAGCUGCAGGAGGACAUCAGGCAUCUGGAGGAGGAUCUGCGCAGAAAGUUACAGAACCUGAAGCUAUGCCACACCCGGCUAGAGACCAGGACCUACCGGCCCAACGUGGAACUCUGCAGGGACCAGGCACAGUACGGCCUCACUGAGGAGGUUCACCAGUUAGAGGCAACCACUGCUGCCCUGAAGCAGAAGCUGGCGCAGGCACGGCUGACAUCGCUUGCAAGGCCAACUCCAUGCUCUUGGACACCAAGUGCAUGGACACCCGGCGGAAGCUGACCAUGCCGGCUGAGAAGUUUGUGCCGGAGGUGGACACCUUCACCCGCACCACAAACCGCACCCUGAGUCCACUCAAAACCGGCCAGCUGGAGCUAACCUAGCGAGGGGCUGAGGGAGGAGGGGA